AUGGCACAUGGGAACCACUUCAUAAAUUGGUGGCGUGAUAUAGAAAAUCUAUGCCUUCUUCCAUACGGUUGGCAACCUCUAGCUUAUCAAAAACUUCUAGAAGGUUUCAAGAUAUUCUUUUCAUCUAGAAAGUCGACAAAUGUCUUGGUCCAAAGUCACCGUCAAAGUUCCUUUUAUCAAAUAUUAUGCUAUAAUCCCUAUCUUUACCAAACUUUGGCAAUACAUACGCGGUAUGGCUACCAGCGCAAGUACCGGAAUCUGCCCAAAGAUAUGGGAAUAGCAUCCUCUCUCUCGUCCCUCCCCAGUCAAAAUGGAUACCUUAACUUGCUCAAGUCGGUAAUGCCCCCUUUCCCCUGUCUGCUGCGUUCCGUCGGCCUCUUCCUUGUAGAUUUGUCACAUCCAAUUCUAUUGGUAAUUGGCACCUGGGCCUCGGACAAAAGCCAAGUUCAUUUACCCCCGGGAAGUAUCUCGCAUUUGGCUAAUAUCACAGCUUUUCAAUCCUUCGCUGCAGGGUGA
Molecule: messenger RNA, 516 nt
Organism: Botrytis fragariae
Lineage: Eukaryota; Fungi; Ascomycota; Leotiomycetes; Helotiales; Sclerotiniaceae
Exons: 3
Coding region: 1-516 (171 amino acids)
Source: RefSeq, a predicted model, not a curated record